Rhodamnia argentea is the source of this 2459-nucleotide messenger RNA. Its product is annotated as protein PHYTOCHROME KINASE SUBSTRATE 3-like. NCBI's taxonomy places the organism in Eukaryota, Viridiplantae, Streptophyta, Magnoliopsida, Myrtales, Myrtaceae. Gene Ontology annotation, biological process: phototropism. The record is from RefSeq and is a predicted model, not a curated record.
UUUGACAACUGAUUACUUGCAAUGGAUAGAUAUAUUUUUCUAAAAGUCUCCAUUUCACAUUCAUUUUUAAGUCACGUAGUUUUCAAGUCACCGUGCUAAAAAAAUGUAUUGAAAAGUACAUUCUUUGCACCUGUUUUUCUCCACACUACAGGCAGAAUAAUUUGAUUUGAGCUAAGUUAAUUUGAGCUUAAGAUUGAACUGAGGCCAGGUUUGCAACUAAGUUUUACUUAAUAGAACAGAUGCCACUGUGGAGAAGAAGAUGAUACUUUGAUGGGAUCAAGAUGACCCAUGAAGCAACCUUUAAACAAAACAUGGUUUUGGCCUUUAAGCACAGUGAGAUUCAGAUGAAAAAGGAUGAAAAGGACACUUGCUUGCCACUCUCCAGGCAAACCAGGCCAUGAUCCAAUGUCAAUGUGACCCCACCAGAAAUCUAGGCAUUGAGACUGGUUGUGUCCAAUAAAGAACCAUGAAAUGCCAAGCAUAUCAACCUUCUGUUGUAUCAGUUCCCCAUUACUUAAGGCACAUUUUCAACCUGUCCAUGCACAGAAAAACCUCCCAAUACCAUCUUCCUCCUAAAAUUCUCCCCCCUCUCUCUGGCUGUUGAUCUUGCUCUCUCAAAGUUAGUUAAAGGAGCAAACCCAAAUACCAUCUGCUGCUCCUUGUUGUGUUCUCAGAUAGAUCCAUGGAGGGUGAAAAUAGCUACACCGAUCUUCGAACCGCUUCCUUUUCAAUUUAUCUGAAUUCGGCACAAGAGAGCUUUGUGCAGAAGCUUGGUGAGUCGGCUCGGUGCUCGUCUCCUCCCAUCCCUUUGAGUGAGGAGACUCAUGUUCUGAAAGGCUUAGGGAAGGUCAUGGCUAGAGGGGGCGAAAUCGGCGUCUUUGGUGCCGAAAAGUACUUCAACAUGGACAUAGAGGAGGACUCUGCCCCGACACUCGUGGUUGAUGACAUGAGGAAAUCUGGGUACAAGAAAGAGUGUCAUCUCGAUCAUUAUUCUAGUAGCUUGAAGACCAUGUCCGGAACGCCGAGUUUGAGCUCCGAGAUGAGUUGGAACAGCCAAACUUCUCUCUUGAAAAGCCUUCAGAGGAUUCCAUCUCAGGGGAAGCAGAACAGCUCCAGCAGAAGAAGCUUUUUCGCAAGACUUAGCUGCAGCAAGUCUUGUUCGGAUAGGAAGUCCAUAUAUGUCAGCAGAAACAUUCAGGGCAGAGGAAACCGACGAGAGGAUAUCAGAAGUGAGAGUACGGAAAAUGAGCACUUAGCCAUCAGAGAUAAGCAGUCUCAAUCUCAACCUACGUGUCAGGAGAAAGAUGAUUUGAGCUGCUCAAGUUUCGAAAAGGCCACAACGGGGCCAAAAAGAGAGGAGCACUUUGCUUUCCCGGUGCUUCAUGAUGGGUUGCAGAAACUGGCUGUCGAAAGAAAAAUGGGAGAGAUCAGAACCAAAGUAGAAGAAGAGCCCCGGAUCUCUCUCGAGGUAUUCGGCUCCCGCGCAAAGAAGAAAGGCGAUGCAGUGGCGAUGAACCUGGAGAGGAAACUGUCAAUUCUAACUUGGGAUGCCAUUCCGAAAGCCCAAAGCUUUCCGACUUCAUCCCAACGCAGCGAAGCAAACGACGACAUGGAAAGCGAGGCAAGUUCUGAUCUGUUUGAGAUAGAAAACCUAUCUGGCACUAGUAGCGUGCCUCCAUUAUUCUCUGGGUUCAUGACUCCCACCACUUUGUACGAGCCAAGCGAAGCCAGCAUCGAGUGGAGCGUUGUCACGGCCAGUGCAGCUGAUUUUUCAGUGUUCUCCGAUUAUGAUGAGAAGGAAGUUUCGCUUUCAUCUGGUUUCCAGGAUGCUAGUCUAGUCAAAACUUCCAAUGCUAAACUAAGCCAAGAAAAAUCAUCAACAGAAAAUCAGGGUCCAAAACCCCGAUUAAGUGGAGGUGGAUUAUUGGGGUGCAAGAGUCACAAAACAGUUAAAGUUGCUGAGACUGCCCACAUGACUAAUGACAAGCCGAAGAUCCCGCAGCCCCACCCAAGGUUGAAUACCUCCAUGCCAGUAGGAAAAUUGCAAGCUGAGGCCAAGGUGAAAGAUAUUGAUUUCUCAUAAGAGAGGUGAGGAGAGAACUGAGAAGCACGAGCUUUUGUUUUCGUUGCUUUUUCUUUUUCCUUGUAAACUUUUCCUGGCAUUUGAUGUCAAUAAUACUUGGGAGUGAUUAUGCCGAGCAUAAGAACGUGUUUACUACUCCCUUGAAAAAACAGGGUCCAUGUCUGGUGUCUUUGUGUCAUUUCAGAACAAAGCAGCCGAAUUAGCCAGCAAAAAUCAGGAUUUUGAUUUUGUUGGAGCUUUCUAGGCGAUUGUCUGAGAGUGUAUCUAGGGGACCUGGAUUGCUUGACCACCCUUGUCUGUUACAUUUGUAAGUUGUGUUCAUUCUUGUCCUGCUUUAGAAAUGGAGGUGUUUCCUAUGAUGGGGCCUUAUUCUCUA